Messenger RNA from Tribolium castaneum (red flour beetle), 1689 nucleotides. It is a transcript of the gene Mvk, whose product is annotated as Mevalonate kinase. Lineage: Eukaryota; Metazoa; Arthropoda; Insecta; Coleoptera; Tenebrionidae. The record is from RefSeq and is a predicted model, not a curated record. The transcript is spliced from 6 exons. Gene Ontology annotation, biological process: cholesterol biosynthetic process; isopentenyl diphosphate biosynthetic process, mevalonate pathway; isoprenoid biosynthetic process. Gene Ontology annotation, cellular component: cytoplasm; cytosol. The coding region runs from base 480 to 1670 and encodes 396 amino acids. Gene Ontology annotation, molecular function: mevalonate kinase activity; ATP binding.
CACUGUAAACAGUCGAUAAAACAGGUUUCGCCUCAUAAAUCGUAACAAAAAAAAAUUCAAAAAACUUCUUGAUUUGCACAACUGCACCAAACAAACAAUUUCGCAACUCCCAACCCUAAAACCCACCAAAUUCACCCCCAUUUCAUGCCACCACCACUCCGUCUGUCAUCUGCCAAAAAACCCCCCAUCAACGGAAUAUCCCGUUUGUUGGCCCCUUUCUCCCUGAAAAUGCCUCAAUACACCAGCGACCACAUCCGCACCAAACUCCUCCAAGAACUGUCCGCCUCACACGUGGAAGUCAUUGACGAAUCCGACGGCUGCGGCGGCAAAUUCUCGUGCGUCAUCGUCUCCGACAAGUUCCGUGGCAAGCCACUACUCCAAAGACACCGGCUGGUGAAUUCAGUGCUUCAAGAAGAACUCAAAUCAAUUCACGCCUUCUCGCAAAAAACCUACACCCCAGAACAGUGGGAACAGCAAUAAUGUCCAAAAUUCGUGUGUCCGCCCCCGGUAAAGUGAUUUUACACGGUGAACAUUCAGUGGUUUAUGAUAAGUUGGCGGUGGCGGCCAGUUUGGGUCUAAGGACGCGAUUGGAGUAUUGCGAGGAGGGGGCGGGGCUAAGGGUGGAGUUUGGCGACCUUGGGCUCACGCAAUGUUACAACUUCAAGGACGUCCACCAACUUCUCAGCACACAAAUACCAUUGACCCAACCCACAGCCUACUACAACCUGACUCAUCCCGAACUUUUGGAUCAUGAUAAAAUCACCGAAAUCGUCGAAAAGUUCGUCGAUUUGAAUCGACACGAACCCAAACAACGCCAGGCUUUGGUUUCGUUUUUUUAUUUAUUUUUUGCAAUUGUGGGAAGUACCGAUUCAAAUUUGAGUGAUGGGUUCAAGUUGGCUGUGCGGUCCGAUUUGACAGUUGGGGCCGGAACCGGAAGUUCGGCCUCGUUCGCAGUCGCCAUAGCGGCGUUUUUGCUCCAUUUUGUCAAAGUCAAAAAAUUCAAAUCCAAAAAUUUGUACAAAAGUCUUGAUCUAAAUGUGGAUAAUUUGCAAAAUUUUGACACAACGGAGCUGGAUUUGGUCUCGAAGUGGGCGUUUCAGAGCGAGAGGAUCAUCCACGGGACACCGUCAGGUGUUGACAACACAAUUUGCACUUUUGGCGGUUUAGUGUCAUUCCGAAAAGGCACAAGGCCCCAAAAAAUCACCCUGUCGUCAAAAAUCACCCUGAUCCUUAUCGACACCAACACACCACGUGACACUAAAACCCUGGUCGGUAAAGUAGCGACCAAACGGGCGAAAUACCGGCCGAUAAUCGACGCCAUUUUGGACGCCAUGGACCACACAACAAUCAGCGCACUUGAUUAUUUCCAAAAAAUGGAAACAAGUGACGUUUCGGGGGAGACUUAUGACGCAUUAGGGGAACUCGCCGACUUGAAUCAAAAUCUCUUGCGAUGUUUGGGUGUUUCACACCCAAAAUUGGACCAAGCUUGCGAGAUUUUGGCCACUUUUGGACUACACUGCAAAUUGACAGGGGCGGGGGGUGGGGGGUGCGCCAUCUGUGUGGUGCCGCCCUCUGUCAAAGGGGUGGAAAAGGCUAUAACCGAACUGAAAUUGAACGGUUUCGGGGCGGUUUUAACCGAUUUAGGCGGUUGUGGAGUAAGGGUUGAUUAAUAAAGUGUUAAGAAAGAAA